This is a messenger RNA of Rhagoletis zephyria (snowberry fruit fly), 828 nucleotides long. RefSeq names its product collagen alpha-1(I) chain-like. The record is from RefSeq and is a predicted model, not a curated record. Lineage: Eukaryota; Metazoa; Arthropoda; Insecta; Diptera; Tephritidae.
AUGGUUUCUGAGCGUAUUGAAUUCCUGAGCGUACUGCAAUUUGGUUAUGCAUCCGUUUUGAAUCAAAAGGCUGGUAUUGACACUUGCGAAGCGAAUAAAGUUUUCGAAGCGAGCGGUUUGGGGAACAUACCUCAAAUUUGCAUUACUGGUGACGCUGGUGAUACUGGCAACACUGGCAGCACUGGUGACAGUGGCGACUCUAGCGACACUGGUGACACUGUUUAUACUGGUGACACUGGCGGCACUGGCGAACCUGGUGACUCUGGCGACACUGGUGACACUGGCGACACUGGUGAUACAGGUGACAAUGGCGAAACUUGUGAUACUGGUGACACUUUCGGUACUGCCGACAGUCGUGACACUGGUGGCACUGGUGACCCUUGUGCCAUUGGCGAAACUGGUGACACUGGUGUUACUGGCGACACUGGUGUUAUAGAUGACAAUGGUGACCCUGGCGAAACUGGUGACACUAGCGACACUGGUGCUACUGGUGACAAUGGUGACCCUGGUGACACUGGUGACACUGGCGAAACUGGUGUGACUGGCGACACUGGUGUUACUGGUGACAAUGGUGACCCUGGCGACACUGGCGGCACCGGUCACCCUGGUGGCACUGGCGACACUGGUGACACUGGAAACGCUGGCGACAUUUUUGACACUGGUGUCACUGGCUACACUGAUGUUGCUGGUGACAAAAGUGACCCUGGCGACACUGAUUCGUUGCAUAUCUGCGUCCUUAUGGUCAACCAAGAUUUGUCGGAAACAUUUUUCGAUGUCGGCCAUAAAUGCGAUCUUGUGCCAUCGCCACUUCAAUAUAAUUGCGGAUAA